Scomber scombrus (Atlantic mackerel) is the source of this 952-nucleotide messenger RNA. RefSeq names its product aurora kinase A interacting protein 1 (gene aurkaip1). Gene Ontology annotation, cellular component: mitochondrion. The transcript has 5 exons. The record is from RefSeq and is a predicted model, not a curated record. Bases 114 to 746 code for a protein of 210 amino acids. Gene Ontology annotation, biological process: mRNA processing. NCBI's taxonomy places the organism in Eukaryota, Metazoa, Chordata, Actinopteri, Scombriformes, Scombridae.
GCGGUGUUCUCUUCGUGGAGUCACAUUGAAGACGAAAAUCCCGGUUACUAUAACAUCAGGACCGGUGACCAGUCAGCCCUCUCCUGAUGCCUUUAUCUGGAUGAUCCCUAACAAUGUUUACUUCAAAGGUCGUCCCUCGACUCAGUCUAUUACGUAGAGCAACUUGUGCACUUCAACCUCACGGAGAAACUUUGAAUGGAUGUGUGCAACCAGUCAUUCCCGCUUCCUGCUCUUCAAUAAAACAGAAACUCAGAAACUAUUCGACAGCAGCGGACAACAGAUCUCCACCUCGAUGGGUCCAACUCGAGCCAGAGUUGGAAGACGCUCUCGUGCCGCGUAAACUGUCAGUAAGUCCUCUGGAGAGCUGGCUCUCCCUGCGCUACUCGCUUCCACCCCUGCUGGAGGCUCCUCAGCCCCAGGAGGAAGUGGAUCUUCUUGAGGAGAAGGUGCUGCCACCACUUUCUGUCCCCGUAUUUGAGGAUGGCGAGAAUUCAGUAACGCCUCUUAGCUGUAAGAAUGUUCUUGAGAUCCGGCGAAGGAAGAUGAACCGGCACAAAUACAAGAAGCUGCAAAAACGGACUAAAUUCCUGAGGAAGAGAGUGAUGGAGGGCAGGGGUAAGAAGAAGCAGAAGCGAUUUGAGAAAGACCUGCAGAGGAUUUGGAGACGAGCCGGCCUGAAGAAAGCUCCAGAAGGAUGGAAUACACCUAAAAUCUUCGUUAAACAUUAUGGAGGCAGAAAGGACUGAGAAACACUUGAGUGUGUGUGUGUGUGUCACAUCUUUUCACACUGGACGGCUCUGCACACCACUCAUGACACACUGCAGUUAAAGCCCAACAGUACACUUUGCAGCCUAAAGCUUAAUUAAAGUAUGUUGCAAUUAUGACAUAUUCCCUUUGUGUGUACAAUUAUUUUUAACAACGUGUACAUAAAUCUAAUAAAGAUCUGUCUCUG